Molecule: messenger RNA, 4301 nt
Organism: Megalops cyprinoides (Indo-Pacific tarpon)
Lineage: Eukaryota; Metazoa; Chordata; Actinopteri; Elopiformes; Megalopidae
Gene: gpr137c
Product: G protein-coupled receptor 137c
Exons: 7
Coding region: 273-1568 (431 amino acids)
Biological process (GO): positive regulation of TORC1 signaling
Cellular component (GO): lysosomal membrane
Source: RefSeq, a predicted model, not a curated record
ACACAGAUUGCGGGGUUUCUGUGGAGGGCUUUUCUUGUUUGUCACUUUUAAAACCCUUGCUCCUAACCAUUUAUGUUGUAGCUAGGUAGCUAGUUUGUUAGUUUUGUUGUUUUUAAACAGAGCUCGCUAGUUGACUACAUUUACUUUGACGUUUAUUUAUUUUUUAGCAAAUUCGAAGUAAUUAAAUGAAAAGCUUGGGCCUUUUAUUAUUUUAAAAUUAAUCAGUACUAUUAACAUUUUAGUCAGCUGUCGAUACAUUUUACCUAUCCGCUAUGUUGUUAACCGAUAACCAGGUCAGUCUCAGUGUUUUCACGUCUGUAACGGACACAACUGAUGAACCGAUCCGAGCCGCGGUCCCUCCUUCAGUGGAGCUCGGUCUGACCGUUGUGUAUACUAUCCUGUACUCGCUGCUUUUUGUGUUUGUUUACGUGCAACUCUGGCUCAUUUUGCACUAUGGCCAUAAGCGCUUCAGCUACCAGAGUGUCUUUCUCUUCCUCUGUUUGCUGUGGUCAGCGCUUAGGACUACAUUAUUUUCCUUCUACUUCAAGAACGUUGUUCAAGCGAACCAACUGCAGCCUUUGCCUUACUGGCUUUUGUACUGUUUCCCAGUAUGCCUGCAGUUCUUCACACUGUGUCUGCUAAAUCUUUAUUUUGCACAGGUAAUGUUUAAAGCCAAAGCUAAAUAUUCUCCGGAGCUUAACAAAUAUAAGGUUCCGCUGCGACUGGCCUUCCUCUUCGCCGGCCUCUUCUUCCUGGUGGUGAACGUGACGUGCGCCAUGCUGGUGCAGGGCAGCGCGGGAGACGUGGAGGUGAAGCACGCCGUGCUCGCACGCGUCCUCAUCAACGACAGCCUGUUCGUGCUCUGCGCCGUCUCGCUCGCCGUCUGCAUCUUCAGGAUCGCCAAGAUGUCCUCCGCCAACGUCUACCUCGAGUCCAAGGGCACGUCGGUGUGCCAGGCCACAGCGAUCGGGGCGGCGGUCAUCCUGCUGUACACCUCGAGGGCCUGCUACAACCUGGUGGUGGUGGCCCUCUCCCCAGAGGACCGGCCGAGCCCCUUCAACUACGGAUGGUACAACGUGUCCGACCAGGCUGACGUAGAGAAGAUAAGUGGUGAGGCCUACAUAGUGUUUGGAAUCAUCCUGUUUUUCUGGGAGCUCCUACCCACCAGCCUAGUGGUGGUCUUCUUCAGGGUCCAACGGCCCAAUCAGAACCUGGCACCAGGGGGAAUGAUAAACAGUCACAGCUUUAGCUCCAGGGCAUACUUCUUUGACAAUCCACGGCGCUACGACAGCGAUGACGACCUGUCGAGGAGCAUCACCUCCCGAGGGGAUAGAGGCAGCAGUAUACUAUCAUCUACGCCCCAGGCUGGGCCUAGCUGGUACGGCUCCAUACAGAGGAACGGCAGCCUCACAGGCAUACCGCACUUGCUCAACGGGCAGCCUUCUGCCACUGCACCCCUCCUCCUCGCCUACGGCAAUAUCCAGACCAACCAGCACCACAACUACUACUCCACACCCCAAAAUUACUAUUCCACCCCCCAGAACUACUACUCAACCCCCCAGAAUUGAACUGCAGCCUCCCUUCAACCCAGGCAAGGCAGCCAGGCCAUCUGCUUUGUGGUUCCGCCCCACUGCAGACCCGUAAACCCGCAUAUCUGGCUCAGCUCGCCCGUGCCCCCCGAUUCCACCAACCGUCCUGCUCCUCACCUGUCUGGUAGCUGUCACCAUGGCAAUGACCCUAAGGGGCAGGAAGUUAGCAGAUGGGACCACGCUGGGGGCAGACCCGGGCACGGUAGGGGAAGACCCUGUGAGCUUGUUUACUUGGCUGUUUUUUUUUUUUCUUUAAUUAUUCUUUUUCCAUAAUUUCUUGGAAAACUACAAUUCCUGGAAGCUAGCUGGACAAUUUGAAAAUAAAAAAAAAGGAAAGUUCUUUUCUACCGAAGCACUUGGAAAUGUGCUUUCUUCAGAGGUAGAUAUUUUCUCUUGCUUUCCCAGAGAAGCAAACAUUUGGAAACGGAACAGUCUCCUUUUGCUGUUGUGGACCAGUCUGGCCUGUGGACCAGUUUCUCUGUUGUUGACUCAGCCCCUUCUCUCCCCACAAAUGUUUUCCCCACGUGUUGCUUUGUUGUUGACUCAGUCCAGCAGGCAGCACCUGUUCCAGAAGCUUCCUGCACAGACAGGCUCUCCCUCUCUGAACUGGGAUGCAGUAUUUGCACUUCAAAACCUGUUCUAGUGGUCCUGAUCAAAUGGCUUUUGUCCUGAAUGUAGACACAGCCUCUCUGUGUAUUCUUGUUUUGGGGGGGGGGGGGGGGGCCUUUCCAGUUUCCCCCCUCUGGUAAGGGGGUUUGGGAGGAUGCGAUGAAAAUGAGUCAGUCAAGCUGUGGCACUUCACCAUACCGACAGUGGACAGAUGCCAGCACCGCUUUUGCCUGGGCGCACUGCAGCCUGUUUUCGUGGUAUUAGAAGCCAUUGUGCGCCAGGAAAAAAGGAAAACAUUAAAAUUGGUGUGUCUGGGUCUUUUUACUGACAGACGGUAAGAACGAAAAUCCACCUCUGCCAAAGAGCACAGACUGCAACUGUGACUAGGCCGAAACUCGAGCCUGCACCUUGACUAGCAGGAAUAGCCCCGCUCCAGUGUAUGCUCUCAAGCCACUUACGGAAGGGAGCUCCAUGGGGGUGGAGAGCAGUCCAGUGGGAAGCUGUGUGUGUGUGAUGAAUGUUCUGGAUUCAGUAACAUGAAUGUAUUAGGACGGAUCAGCAUUCUUCAGCAGUCUGAUCAGUGGAAUAUGUUACUGUGUUCCGGUUUGGUACUUCUUUCCUGGUAGGCCUCAAGUAGAUGGAGAGGGAUGCUUUGAUCACUUUGAGGAAACCAUCUUCCAGUAUAUAUCUCUUGUAUGUGUCAAUAUUAUACAGUAGCUAUCUGUAAUGUGGUAGUUUACAGCGUCAAGCUCCCUAUCUUGUAGAAAUACCUGCCAUUGUGCCAUCGCUUUGUGUUUUUUUACUAGGAAAACCUGUUGCACAAAAUGCUGUACAUAUUUGAUAUGAUUAAUAAGCUUUAUUUCUUCAUUCUGGGUCCUGUUUUACUAAAUUCCACGUCUUACUUCUGUAGCAGGGCUCCCACAUUUGGGGCAAUGUUCAAAUCAACAUUGCUAUAUUAGGACCAUGUGUACAUGGUACAGCUGAUGUGUGUGUUGAGGAGUGUGUGUUGUUUGUGUAUGUUGGAAAUGUGUUGGAGUAUGUGGGAAAAGUUCAGAAAGUUUAGGGAACUGUAGGUUCUGUGUUUUUUCAUCUGUGUGUGUGUUACCAAACAGUGUUUUGCACUUGCAAAAACUGUUCACCGAGAGUACGAGGUGAAGCAGAGGCCUGUUUUCCUUUAGUGUGAAACCCCAAGCUUUUUGAAAAUCUUUACUUAUUUUUCCUUCUUCAUGAAUGUCUGAAGCACAUUGUUUUCAUUGUUAUUACUAUUUGAAUACGGUAUAUCGUCUGACAAACACAAUCUCUGGGCGAAUGCAAUCAUAUAUAUCUCACUCUUUUUUUUCCACCACCAGUGCUCUGUACAUCAUUGUGCUACCUGUAGGUGAUUCAUGAUUUCUCUGUUGGGCUCUGUUUGUCUGUGCUGAAAAGAUGGCCAGAAGAGCAUUCAGCAUAUCAAGUGGAGCAAGGUCUAGUUCAGCCUUCCCCUCCAAAAUCCCACAGACAUUCUGACAAGUCUGACCUCUCCACUCAAAGGACCAGACACAGGCAGCCUGGAAGUUGCUUUCUUUUAAUUCUUUUUCUUUUAAUCAAAAUGAUUUCUUAAGAGGUUAUUGCAGGGUAUGGGGUUGGGUAAACAAAAACACCAAACAAAUGGUUGUGUAAUCAUUAUAACUGGUUUGGGUAAAGAGGAUUUUUACUAUUGGUGUCAGCGAGCCAUUAGAUGGUUGUGACUGUGGGUUGCCAGAUGCUGCUGUAAAGCAAGAGAGAGGAAGCAGUUGUCAGCACUGAGAAAAUCAGUGGGCUCUAACAGUGUGGUUCUCUUCACACACAUAUCUGAGGACUUAAAAGCGUUCUGUUCAGAACAAAGACAAUUCACCACAUACAGCAUACAGUGGAGGGGAAAAGUGUAUUUCACAAAAAGUGUUGUAUUUUUGUUAUUUGUUUCUAUGAAAUCUGUUAUUAUAUCAGCUUUUGUUUCUGACAAAGAGCCAGGUUGUAGCCUUUAUUCUUUUUUUAUUAUUUUGUUUGUGGCCAAUGAAUGUAACACGUUUACCCAUGUUUCAUAGUUCACUAAAGCUGUAUGCAAGCACUACCAUGUUAAAAUAA